Molecule: messenger RNA, 336 nt
Organism: Adineta ricciae
Lineage: Eukaryota; Metazoa; Rotifera; Eurotatoria; Adinetida; Adinetidae
Source: the annotation of a GenBank genome assembly
AUGUCGGAUUCGUCAUUCACUAUUCGCACACAUCGUGCAUCACUCUCCAAAAAAGAAAUCCGUGAGAAAGUAGCUCAACUCUACAAAACAACACCUGAUUUGGUCUUCUGCUUCGGUUUCAAUACCAAUUUCGGUGGUGGCAAAUCAAGUGGAUUCGCACUUAUCUAUGAUACACUCGAUUUCGCCAAGAAAUUCGAACCACGUUACCGUCUUGCACGUCAAGGUGUUGUCGAACCAAAGAAGACCGCCCGAAAACAACGUAAAGAACGUAAGAACCGUAUGAAGAAAGUACGUGGUACAAAGAAAGCUGCUGUCAAAGAUGCCAAGAAAAAAUAA